AUGCAAUUACUAUACUUACAAGCACGUGGGGAUAUUUAUGAAUUGGAAGAGAGCAAUUAAACUUAAAAACCUAAGGCUGAAAGUAUUCAAUGACAUUUAUUGAGUCUAAAGUAAUUUUAAUGGGAAAGAGAAAGAGAAUUUCUUUUUCUGCUUUAACUAAGGCUUGAGAUGUUUGGAUUCAUAAUUGCAUGGACAAGUUAUGAGAAUAAGCUUUGAUUAAUAAAGGCUAAAAGUUUUUUUGUCCAAAUCUAUAUAGAGUUAGUUUUUCAUCUUAUCCAGGACUAUUCUAUUCAAAGGAAUUACAAUAUAGUAGUCAUAGAAAUGA
This is a messenger RNA of Paramecium primaurelia, 325 nucleotides long. Lineage: Eukaryota; Ciliophora; Oligohymenophorea; Peniculida; Parameciidae. The record is from the annotation of a GenBank genome assembly.